AUAUUUCCAUAAGACUCCGGAAGUCCCGCCCCCCUCACCGCUUCUCGCUGUGGGUACAGGCCUAAUCAACAUGGCGACGUCUGCCGCUCUCCGUUCCUUACUGCUACCGGGGCCCAGGCGUCUCUGGGGAUUGUCGAACAAAUUCCUGCCACGGAGGCCCAUAAAUUUUGGAGUGAACAGAUUAAGAAGCACACAGGCAGCUGCACAAGUAGUUUUAAAUGUUCCUGAGACAAGAGUAACAACUUUGGAAAAUGGACUCAGGGUAGCCUCUGAAGACUCUGGCCUCUCAACAUGCACAGUUGGACUUUGGAUUGAUGCUGGAAGUCGAUAUGAAAAUGAGAAGAAUAAUGGAACAGCUCAUUUUUUGGAACAUAUGGCUUUUAAGGGCACCAAGAAAAGAUCUCAAUUAGAUCUGGAACUUGAGAUUGAGAACAUGGGAGCUCACCUCAAUGCCUACACAUCCAGAGAGCAAACAGUAUAUUAUGCCAAGGCCUUCUCAAAAGAUUUGCCAAGAGCUGUAGAAAUUCUUGCUGAUAUAAUACAAAAUAGUACGUUGGGAGAAGCUGAGAUUGAACGUGAACGUGGAGUUAUCCUCCGAGAGAUGCAGGAAGUUGAAACCAAUUUACAAGAAGUUGUUUUUGAUUAUCUUCAUGCUACAGCCUAUCAAAAUACUGCCCUUGGACGGACAAUUUUAGGACCAACAGAAAAUAUAAAAUCUAUAAAUCGUAAAGACUUAGUGGAAUACAUAACAGCACAUUAUAAAGGUCCAAGGAUUGUGCUCGCUGCUGCUGGAGGAGUGUCUCAUGAUGAACUGCUUGACUUAGCAAAAUUUCAUUUUGGUAAUUCUUUAUCAGCACAUGAAGGAGAAAUACCAACUUUGCCUGCCUGCAAAUUUACAGGAAGUGAGAUUCGUGUGAGGGAUGACAAGAUGCCUUUGGCACACAUUGCAGUUGCUAUUGAAGCAGUUGGUUGGUCUCACCCAGAUACAAUUUCUCUUAUGGUUGCAAACACUCUGAUUGGCAACUGGGAUCGCUCUUUUGGAGGAGGAAUGAAUUUGUCUAGCAAGCUUGCCCAGAUCACCUGUCAUGGAAACCUCUGUCAUAGCUUCCAGUCCUUCAACACUUCCUACACAGAUACAGGACUGUGGGGACUCUAUAUGGUUUGUGAGCCAGCUACUGUUGGAGAUAUGAUACACUUUGUUCAAAGAGAAUGGAUACGGCUCUGUACAAGUGUCACCGACAGUGAAGUUGCCCGAGCUAAAAAUCUUUUGAAAACAAAUAUGCUGCUACAGCUUGAUGGUUCAACUCCAAUCUGUGAAGAUAUUGGUAGGCAAAUGUUAUGUUACAAUCGGAGAAUUCCCAUUCCUGAGCUUGAAGCAAGAAUUGAUGCUGUUGAUGCUCAGAAUAUACGAGAUGUAUGCACAAAAUAUAUUUAUAAUAAACACCCUGCUGUAGCUGCUGUUGGUCCCAUUGAGCAACUACCAGAUUAUAACAAAAUCUGCAGUGGCAUGUAUUGGCUUCGCGAAUAAGAAGAUUUUAAUCAAAUGAUUUUGAAAAUAUUAUUUAUAAAAAAAAAACCUGGGGUAUUUAUAAG
Dromiciops gliroides (monito del monte) is the source of this 1593-nucleotide messenger RNA. RefSeq names its product peptidase, mitochondrial processing subunit beta (gene PMPCB). Gene Ontology annotation, molecular function: metalloendopeptidase activity; metal ion binding. The transcript is spliced from 13 exons. Gene Ontology annotation, cellular component: mitochondrion. The record is from RefSeq and is a predicted model, not a curated record. The coding region runs from base 71 to 1528 and encodes 485 amino acids. Lineage: Eukaryota; Metazoa; Chordata; Mammalia; Microbiotheria; Microbiotheriidae.